UGUUCUUGGAGCACUAUUUAUUGUUGACAGGCGCGGCACAAUUGCAUCCGGGCAUGUGUAAUUCCGCCAACAACCAAUAUGGACGGUCUCGCGUCCUAUGACAGCGAUUCAAGUGAAAUUAGUGCUGAUUUACGCUCUCAAGAGAACUUGUACAAGAAAAGCUUUGAGUUUGGUGCACAGAUAUCUGAUGAACGUAUGAAAUUGGUUUCUGAAAAAACAGAAGUUUAUCCAUCACCUCCAAAACUAGUUUCCAGGGAUGAAUAUGCUAAUUUUACUGAACCAAAUGAUGGGAACUACGACUCGCCCCCAUUACUUAGUCGGUCUGACUCCCCGUCACAAAAGCAUAUCCCUGUAACAGAACAGUACAUAAAACAUGAAGAAUCAAAUGGAACAGAAAUCGAUCUGCAGGGUACAAGGGAAGAUGACCCUCCCAAAAGGGAAGAUGAACCACCCGAAAAUGCUAUUCCAGCAGUGACUUUACUAGAAAAUUUGCAAGAGACUGAGAAAAAUGUUAAUAUAUUGUAUGAUCCAACAGAGCCGUUACCUGAUGAUGGUGAUAAUAUUAUUGUAUCUAAAGUUCAGGAACCCACUUCUCCUGUAAUAACUGCUCCUGUAAUACCUGAUGAACAGGCAGAGACAAAAGAAAUUUCAAGUGAAAGCCUUGCAGGUGACAGAACCUCAACCAGUGAAUCAAGAUCUAGAUCACCUUCUAAAGAGAAACAGCUGAGGUCUCGUAGUCGUUCCAGAUCAAAAGAAAGAAAGCGUUCAAAGCGGCGAUCACGGUCAAGAAGUAAACGAUCAAAAUCUAGAUCAUUUGGACACAAGUCACGAUCAAGAUCACGAGAGAAAGGUCACAGAUCACGAAGCAGGCGAUCAAGGUCAAGAGGACGUAGAUCACGAUCACGAGGAAGGCGAUCAAGAUCUAGAGUGUCAUCUAGGCGGCGGUCAAGAUCAUCGCGUUCAAACUCAAGGUCAAAGAAAAAACGAAGACGUUCAAGAUCACAAGAGAGAAGACGUAAAUACCGAAGCAGAAGUAGAGAGCAUUCUUCAAGAAGAAAAUCAAGUCGGCCUCUGGUCGAUGAGUUUGGUCGAGACCUGAGCAGUCGAAAAAGGAGUGUUUCUCCAAAGGCCAGAAAGUCAUCACCAGACCGCAAGUCAAAGGUUGAGAAGAAAUACAGGUCAAGAUCCCCGGAAGAUACCAAGAAACCAAAGUCAGACUCAUCAGAUGAAGAGAGUGGCAAAUCACGAAGCUCUUCUCAUGAGCGAAGGAAAUCGCCAAAAGAAAGACGAGCACGUAAACAUUCACAAAGCAGAAAAGAAAGGGAUUCAGCUUCUGAAUCGCCACCAAAGUUCCCAAAGAGAAGGUCAAAGUUGCAGUUAAGAGAUCGUUCAAGGUCUCCAAAAAGGCGAGAAAGAAAAAAAUCACGAUCCCUGUCACCUCGCCGUAAGUUGCACUCCCGUUCACCCCAGAAACGAUCACGGUUACGGUCACGAUCCAGAUCACCUAAGAAGGAUUCUCGCUCCAGAUCUCCACACAAGAGAUCUCAUUCUAGGUCUCCUAAGAAUUCUCGCUCCAGAUCCCCUCGCAAAAGAUCUCAUUCUAGGUCACCUAAAAAUAAUUCUCGCUCCAGAUCUCCUGGCAGGAGAUCUCGUUCUAGAUCGCCUGUGAAAAGGAGACCUCCUAAUAGGUCCAGGUCUCGUUCUCGUUCAAGAUCACCAAGACAUAAAAGAAGGGACGAAAGACGUAGGCGUUCACGUUCUCCAAGAGGUCAUCGUGAGAGAAGGUCUCCUGUAGGUCGUUCUCGCUCAAGAUCACCAUUUUAUGGUCGGGGACGACGUGGAAAGGGUGGUGCUGGCUAUGACUCUGCCAUCCAUGCUCAGGAAGCACUUGCAAGAAGGUUAGAGAAGGCCAAAAAGAUUCAAGACCAGAAAAGGAAGGAGGAAGCAGAGGCCAGAGCUGCCGCUGCUGAAGGCCAACCUAAGAAAACUGCAGAUGAAAUUUCAAAAGCACUUUCAUCAAUGACUGGUGCUAAUGCUCAACUAGCGUUUCAAGCCGCUUAUGCUGAGCUACAGGCAAAGGCCCUAGCAACAACUGGAAUAGCUGUUCCUAGUUACUAUAAUCCAAUGGCUGUGAAUCCAUUACAAUAUGCAGAAAAAGCAAGAAAACGCCAGCUACUCUGGUCAUCAAAGAAAACUCCUGCAGCUGAGCAAACGGAAGAUACAUCUACAUCGAGCAACAAGUGGGAAAGAACGUCUUUCAGUGAUGAGGCAACAAGCGAGAAGUUCAGACGUCUAAUGGGAAUCAAAGCCGAUAGCGUAGUUGCUGAAGAAGAUGUAAAGAAACAGGAGGAUGAAAGGACAAAACUGUUUACUCAACUUGAUCAAGAAUACCACGUGGCACGAGUCAAGACUCACACCCAGCGUAGCUUUGGACUUGGCUUUGGGUCUGGUGCACCAGGACCAGGACCAGGACCGAGCACAGAAUAGACAGUCACUUAAUUAACCAGCAUGCUAUUGACAAAAACAUCUAAAAUCAUACGUACACAUAUACUCAUUUUCUUGUAAACAUUGAUCAACAUCGCUGAAGUAGGUUCAUAAUUUCAACCUACGUGUAAUAAUAAAAUAAAAUUUUAUUGCAGUGAUUUAGUUGGUAUAUAAUUUAUAACUACAUGCUUUAUGUAUGAUACUGAAAGGAAUUUCUUGUGAACUUUUGUAUUCCUAAUAUAGAUGGCAUAACUGAACCAUACGUAUUCACGCACACAAAAAUGAUAUUACAUGUGCGUGUACCAACAUUUCAUCUGUUUAUUAUUUUAACACAUAUACUUCAUAUAACUACAUUCACACAGAACACCUGGAUUACCCAGAUACUUUAAGACACCCUGGGAUACCUAGAUAUUUACACAGACAAAAAGAAUAGCUAGGUAUUUACACAGACACUCAGAGUACCUUUUCGCAUAAUGUGAUUUUUACACAUGUGAAUUGUAUGUAAAUUAUACAUGGAGUAAAUAUCAAACACUUUUUUAUUCUAGUUAUAGAUUAGUUUAGUUUUCAUUAAGGGAGUUUUCGCAACCUUAUAAAAACGAUAACGAAUACGUCAUCUUCAUUAUUGUCAUUUGUACUAAAACAUUCUUGACAAUACAUAUACGAGCUGAAUAUAAUUGUUGAUUCGUGUAAAAGGCAUAGAUGACCUAUGUUGUGACACAUAACUUACUGUAGGGGAUGAAUGAAGUAAACAUUUGAUGAUGUAGCCGUAAUUGGUUUUCGUUUUCAUUAGCUUGUGAAACCUCCCUAUUUCCAUCAGUAACCCAUUUGACUUUGCUCACAAAACAAUAACAGUUCCAGUGUCAAACUUUUUCAUAAUUUUCUACCAGAAUUGUUUUUAAGUCUACUACUGUAUUACUGGACUUAAAUUUAGGGAAGAAUAGAUUUAUUAUUAAUAAGAAAUAAUUUUAUAAACUUUUUAACACAUUCUGCUGGCUUAACUCUGUAGAAAAUAAGAAAUAAUUGAAUCAAAGCCAAUUAUGUUUCUUCUUUGUAAGGAUAAGUAAUUACUCAGAAUUUGCAUAAUAAUGGAUAAUUAAUCUGAUCAACAUGGACAGAAGUAUUAUUGAUUUAUAAUGUUAAUCACAAUGUGCAUGUAAACAGAAUGGACAUUUCCAGAGUAGGAUUUGUUCAUAUGUAAAAUUCAGAAUUGGAACCCUCAGACAUACCAACCAA
Molecule: messenger RNA, 3717 nt
Organism: Anneissia japonica
Lineage: Eukaryota; Metazoa; Echinodermata; Crinoidea; Comatulida; Comatulidae
Product: arginine/serine-rich coiled-coil protein 2-like
Exons: 10
Coding region: 79-2487 (802 amino acids)
Source: RefSeq, a predicted model, not a curated record